Messenger RNA from Plasmodium gonderi, 270 nucleotides. RefSeq lists its product as hypothetical. The transcript has a single exon. The record is from RefSeq and is a predicted model, not a curated record. The coding region runs from base 1 to 270 and encodes 89 amino acids. NCBI's taxonomy places the organism in Eukaryota, Apicomplexa, Aconoidasida, Haemosporida, Plasmodiidae.
AUGGGACCAAAUUCGCAACUUGCAAAAACAGUGAUGAAAUUCCUAAUGACAAACAAUGGAACCAUAUGUACUAAAGCAGAUGUGAGAAAACAUUUCAGUGUAUCAAAAUUACCAGAGAGUUUAAAAGGUUUGUAUGAGAAAAAAUUAGAACAAAUGGAAUUAAGAAAAAAAAAGUUAGAAGAAAAAAAAAAAAAAAUGGAUAAGGUUCAAAUUUCAAGAGAAAGGAAAAAUAAAUUCAAGUCUUCCAAGGGACAGCACAACGUGUUUUAA